This is a messenger RNA of Mesocricetus auratus (golden hamster), 3090 nucleotides long. It is a transcript of the gene Tmprss2, whose product is annotated as transmembrane serine protease 2. Lineage: Eukaryota; Metazoa; Chordata; Mammalia; Rodentia; Cricetidae. The transcript has 15 exons. The record is from RefSeq and is a predicted model, not a curated record. Gene Ontology annotation, biological process: protein autoprocessing. Bases 195 to 1730 code for a protein of 511 amino acids. Gene Ontology annotation, cellular component: membrane. Gene Ontology annotation, molecular function: serine-type endopeptidase activity; protein binding.
CUGCGUUUAGGGGUGUUACCCUGGCUCCUGGGACGCCACCUCCGGAGAUUUAAGCGAGAGCUGGGGGGAGGUCGUGGACUUGGGGCGGAGGAGGAAGCCCAGAGCUUGGGCGCCGGCGGAGAGAGCCGGGGAGCACAGCAGGGCACCUGGGAGAAGCUAGAUACUCAUCUCCUCAUGCUGUUGACACAGCCAGGAUGGCUUUGAACUCAGGGUCACCUCCAGGAAUCGGGCCUUACUAUGAGAACCAUGGGUUUCAGUCUGAGCACAUCUAUCCCCCAAGGCCACCUGUGGCUCCUGAUGUCUACAACCCGUAUCCACCGCAGAACUACCCACCUCCAGUGCCUCAGUAUUUCCCGAGGGUUACAACGCAGGCCUCCACAACUGUCACCCACACACAGCCCCAUUCCUCAGGAAAACUGUGCACCUCAACCUCAAAGACCAAGAAAUCGCUGUGUUUCGCCCUUUCCCUGGGCAUUGUCCUUGUAGGUGCUGCUGUGGCUGCUGUCUUGCUUUGGAAGUUCUUGCCAGGGUGCUCUACAUCUGAGAUGGAGUGCAUGUCUUCAGGCACCUGCAUCAGCUCUUCUCUCUGGUGUGACGGGACAUCACACUGCCCCAACGGGGAAGAUGAGAACCGGUGUGCUGUCCCCAACCACUUCCUCGAAGCCUCUGGUGACCACCACACUGAUCACAGCUCCACAGUUCGCCUCUAUGGACCAAGCUUCACCCUCCAGGUUUACUCAUCUCAGAGGAAAGCCUGGUAUCCUGUGUGCCAGGAUGAUUGGAAUGACAGCUACGGAAGAGCAGCAUGUAAAGACAUGGGCUACAAGAACAAUUUUUAUUAUACCCAAGGAAUACCAGAUAGCAGCGGGGCUACGAGCUUUAUGAAGCUGAACAUAAGCGCAGGCAACAUCGACCUCUAUAAAAAACUCUACCACAGUGACUCCUGUUCGUCCCGCAUGGUGGUUUCUUUGCGCUGUAUCCAAUGUGGGGUCCGCUCAGCGACACGCCAGAGCAGGAUUGUGGGUGGAUCGAAUGCUUCACCAGGAGACUGGCCCUGGCAGGUCAGCCUGCACGUCCAAGGUGUCCAUGUCUGUGGAGGCUCCAUCAUCACCCCCGAGUGGAUUGUGACCGCCGCUCACUGUGUGGAAGAACCCCUCAACAGCCCGAGGUACUGGACAGCGUUCGCGGGGAUUUUGAGUCAGUCUCUCAUGUUCUAUGGAAGUAGACACCAGGUAGAAAAAGUGAUUUCCCAUCCAAAUUACAACUCUGAGACCAAGAAUAACGACAUCGCUCUCAUGAAGCUUCAGACGCCUCUGACUUUUAAUGAUUUAGUGAAGCCAGUGUGUCUGCCGAACCCAGGCAUGAUGCUGGACCCAGCCCAGGAAUGCUGGAUUUCAGGGUGGGGGUCCACCUAUGAGAAAGGGAAGACCUCGGAUAUGCUGAAUGCUGCCAUGGUACCCUUGAUUGAACGCUCCAAAUGCAAUAAUAAAUACAUAUACAACAACCUUAUCACACCAGCCAUGGUCUGUGCUGGCUUCCUGCAGGGCACUGUGGACUCUUGCCAGGGAGACAGUGGAGGGCCUUUGGUUACUUUGAAGAAUGACAUCUGGUGGCUGAUUGGGGACACGAGCUGGGGCUCUGGCUGUGCCAAGGCAUUAAGACCUGGAGUGUACGGGAACGUGACAGUAUUUACAGACUGGAUCUACCAGCAAAUGAUGGCGAACAGCUAAUCCACGUGGCCUUUGUCCCUGACUUCUUUUGCCUUCGACACCCUUCCGCAAGAAAACCGAGGGGCUGAUUUUUAACUCCUGUGCACAAUGUACCCUUUGAGAUGAUUCAAAGGGGCCUUUCACUUCAUUAAACAGUGACUUGUCUGACUGUGCUCCCUGGUCCUGUGCGGGCUUCAGUGCCCCACCCCAGGUCCCUUCUGCGACUCCCAUCCAGAAGGGAUGAUGAUCCUGCUGGGUUGGGCAUGUAGGGCCAAAUGCAGAGGAGGGUGGUACUGUCUUGCUAGGCCUCCCUCUAUGCUCAUGCUCAGACCUCUUUGAAUGAGUAAGGACUGUGACUUCUGAGUAGCCUUAUGGCCUGAGAAAGAGUUGGGAGGCCAGGCAGGGCUGUGGGCCCUGGGACAGACACCUUAAGAGAAAACUGCCUGCAGCUUGUGACCUGGCUCUGCUGUGCAGUUUGGGCUGGUCCUACUAUAAUGACUUCAUUAGCAGCCAGGGUGAACACGGCUCCCGCUCCCGCAUGUUGACAUGAUAGCCACUUCCAAGGGUGACACAGCCUUUGCCAAGCUGAGAGUUGAGGCAGAGCUCUCGGAGCAAGAAGCUAAUGUCAUCAUGUUCCUCUUGGCUGUCUGUCCCUUGGGGGAGACCCACAUGGGGUCAUUCUUGACUCCCCACCACUGUUUUCUUAUCCUCUCAGAGCCUGAGACUCACCUCUUAGCCUUGGCAACAGGCAAGGCCUGUAUAAUUCACCUAGCCAUGUGGAGGAUGAGGUCCAUCAGGAUCAGGGACACAUGAUUCCAGUCACCUUGCUUCUGGGUCAUGUUUCUUCUCUUACUACCUCGCUGUUCCUGGAGCACUAGCCUGGAUGGAUGGCUAGUGUUCACCUGCAUUUGGACGUGUGAUUGUGCCGCAGACGUUAGACCUCUUCCAGAUGGUGAAGUUAUUCUAUAGCAUGGGAAUGGGAUUGGAAGUUCUUAGCGAAGGACAAAGAUGAAAAGGAGGAAGUCAUUGUCCUAUAAGUAUGAAGUAUGAGUGUCUUACCUAUGGUGAGGCUCUGCCUCCUUCCCACUGCCCGGUUCUCCAGAAGGCAAUGGGUGAGUCAUAGCUGGGACUCCGCCUUUUCUGGGAAGGGACUCCCAUCCAGGGGAGGGUCGCCCACUCCAUGAUGCUUCCUCUGGGAGCAGCACUCAGGGACUUUCUGAACGCAAUGCCAGACUAAAUGUGCAAGCUCCUUGAAGUGUAAGAACAUGUCCCCCUCCUCAGCUUUCCCUGUCUGUGCUCUUGGUUAGCUGUUUCCUGCUUUAUGUCUGUUCUGAGUUUCCACUGUGAAAUAUACAAAUAAAGUUUAUAAUUUUUUCCAUUA